Triticum aestivum (bread wheat) is the source of this 2185-nucleotide messenger RNA. RefSeq lists its product as uncharacterized. Lineage: Eukaryota; Viridiplantae; Streptophyta; Magnoliopsida; Poales; Poaceae. The transcript has 4 exons. The record is from RefSeq and is a predicted model, not a curated record. Bases 1 to 825 code for a protein of 274 amino acids.
AUGGAGGACGGAGGUGUGGAGCUCGCGACGAUGCCGCCGCAUGCCGCGGAGGAUGGCGAUAUGGAGCUCGCCAAGACGAUGCCCAUCGCUAACAUCAUCUACCUGGUGCCGUGGAGGAUCGUGACGAGUCGUCCUCUGAUUGGAGGAUCGUCCACCAUAACCCCCCGCUCCCGCAGAGACAGAACCCAAAGGUUCACCUUCUCUUGCGCCCUCCCCGCCGCGACGCCGCCCUCCCCGCCGCCGCGCCGCCCGUUCCCCCUCGUGCCGCCCCUUCCCCCUUCCGGCGCGGGAGAUCCGGUUCCUAUGGCUGCCCGCGCUUCACGGCUAGCGAGGGUUGGCGCUUGUGGACUGCUUAGCUGGAACACCCCCCCGUCUCCUACUCAAAACAUCAUUCAUUCAAAGGAGCGUUGGCUGAUGAGGAAGCCAUGUUUGUUUAGAAAUCCUACUUCGUCUAUUCAGGGUGGCGAUGACAGAUCCAAUCUUCUGUGGAAUGGCCUAGCUUUUGCAGUAGCAUCAAUAUCAGCAUUGCUCUUGUCACAGGAGCGAGUCAGCGCUGCUGAUGAACCACCCAGAGAGAUCACUGCAGAGGAUAUUGCUGCUUGGAUCAGGGAACUGCCUGAUGAUGAAGAGGACCAGUUCAUCAAAAGACAGCAAUUUGAUGCAUGGGUGAAGCAGUGCAACAAGGAAUACUCCAGUGAGUCUGCAAAAGAGUAUAGGUACCAUCUAUUCAAAGGAAGAUCGUCCUAUCUAGAGCUCUGCAGUAAAGUCAAAGAUGAGGCCUUUAGAAGACAAAUGACAAUGGCGGCAGAUCUUACUGAGGACUAGUUUAUUUUUAUGACCCGUCUUCCGCCUGACAGCGUUGAUUGGCGAGCGCUAGGUGCAGUAACCAGUGUAAGAGACCAGUUAGCCUGUGGAUCUUGCUGGGCCAUUGCACCUGUUGAAGCAACUGAAGCUUUGCACUGGAUAUUGUAUGGAGAACUACUGCAAGAACUCCCCCCCCCCCCCGGCCCUCGCGUCGCCCCCCUGGGCGACUAGGGUUCCGCGGCCGCCGCCACCCCCCUCCACGCCCUUCUUCCCCUCGCCGCUACCGGAGACGGCCGCCGGGAAGCCUGCGCGGGCACCGGUGAAGGUGGCGGCGAGGAUGUAGGCGCUCCAUCCCCUCUCGGAGGCCUGCGGUUCCUGGGGCGGCGGCCCCAACCGGAGAGGCGGCGUUGUCGGGCGGUGGGCGGCGUUCGCAGGGGUGCUGGCCAGUGUGCCUGGCCGCGCGGGCGGCGGGUGGUUGGUGGAAUCCGGCCGCGGCGCGAAGAUUCUUCGUCAGAUCUGGAGGUUCGAAAUCCCUUCCCGGCUACCUCUCUCUCGCCGUCGGCGGUGGCUUGUGAUUUGCUCUCUGGCCCUGGCGUUGGUGCGAGUUGGUGGACAGCUAGGGGACCGGGGGAAACCUUGGCCGGUCCGGCCGGUCCGGCGGCGGCAACGCCCAAGGGCGCUGCUUUCCUCCAUGGGGGCGCAGCCGAGAUCCCCUGCUUCCACCCCGACUCACCCUGCCCGGGUGAAAACCUUAUAUCCUCUCGGAUUUGGCGGCGGCGGCGCCUUGCGCGCCGUGACCUUGCUGGAGGCGCCGUUAGGGAGGCGGGAUGCGGUCGGGAGGCGCUGCAGGUGAGGGACGGAGCUGCCUCCUCUUCAUCGUCCGAUUCCACGAAGCGUAUUUCCACCUAGCUGGGCAUGGACCGUGGCGGAGCGGCCGGCUAGGGAUAUCCCAAAUUGAAGUGGCCGCACUAUGUCCACCUUCCGAUGUGAGGGCGGCAUUCUUCGAGCUCUAGGGUGAGCUCCUCGAAACCCCGACGGUGCGGCGCCUACGAGCCAUGGCGAGGGGGUAGGGUCCCUCUUCGGUGAUUGAGAUGGAAGAUGUUGUUCCCCUUCUUCUCUAGGUGUUCCUGGAGCAUGGCCAUCUUUGAAGGUCGGAUAUGCCCUGCUUUGCUGCUCUGCUUUUCCUCAUAUGAUCCUAGUGUGGAGUGCUCGGCCUUUGCAAGCUGUAAUCUUAAUUUCCUUUGCAUUAGCUGCUUGUGGAGGUUGUAGUUAGCGUUUCAGUCCAGUGUUCCCAUUGUAUCCUUCUGACCGCUGUAAUUUGGUUGUUUGCUGUAACUCCUGGCCGGUUGAUGGCUUUGUUAAUUCAAAGCCGGGCUCCUCG